This is a messenger RNA of Acanthocheilonema viteae, 831 nucleotides long. NCBI's taxonomy places the organism in Eukaryota, Metazoa, Nematoda, Chromadorea, Rhabditida, Onchocercidae. The record is from the annotation of a GenBank genome assembly.
AUGUCAAAGGAGUUGGUAGUUGUGAUACCCAUAGAGGAUGGUGAACCAUUGGGUGCUGUGCCCAAUGAAAAACUUACUAUUGUUAAAGUACAACAGGGCACGCUCGCAGAUGGAAAGCUGAAGGUGGGCGAUCAAAUUCUUAAAGUAAACGAUGCAAUUGUACGUGACGCAGAUCACUUUUAUCAAUUACUCCGUUUUGCUCCACCGGUUGCUUCAAUUAGUCUAAUACGUGAUGCGAAGAAAGCAGCUGAAUUAGAAGCUAAAAUUCAUAUACCACCAGAACGAGCUAAAUUUAUCGUACGCCGCGAUGGAUACACUUACUUUGUCGCUCGAAUUGAUUGGAAACCCGGUGGUCCAAAGCUUGGUCUUGGUAUUAAGCACUACCAGAAUCGUGUAUUAGUAUCACGUGCUGAUCAGAAUUCGCUUGCUGCUCAGCAGUUGUUAAUCGGUGAUCAUAUCAUUGAUAUUGACGGACGACCAGUAACUGAUAAAGAUGUAUGCCGUGAGCUUCUCCUCAAAAGUCUUCAAGUACAACGUUUUGUUACGAUGGUUGUUGAGCGUCCAGAAACCUUGGAAGCACGACAUUGGGUUCAGAGUGCACUUGCUGCGUCUGCAGCACAAGCGCCAUCUGUUGCAAUGAACAGUGACGUACGUGAUAUAGCUGCGCGAGAAAGACUGAAAUUGAAGAAGGCAAUUCCGCCAAAGAAAAGUUGUAUGCGAAAAUCGGCUACACCCGGUGAAAAACCAAUUACGAUUAAUGAAAAUAAAGCAAUGGAAUUUAUUAUUGCUAGUGAUAAUGAAGGCAAAACACUUCGUCAUGUUAGACGAUAA